AUUAUAGAAAGCUAAAAAAGGUAAACAACAAAAUGUUUUGGCCAAAACAAAGGGUGGAAAAAAAUCGAAAAAAGUUGCAUUGAAAUUUUCAAUUGAUUGUUCGAAACCAGUCGAUGAUGGCAUUAUGAAUGCAACCGAUUUUGAAUCAUUUCUCAAGGAAAGAAUCAAAGUUAAUGGAAAGACUGGAAAUCUUGGCACAGCCGUUACGGUUGAACGUAACAAAUUUAAAAUUUUUAUUAACACAACGAUCCCGUUUUCGAAACGUUAUCUCAAAUAUUUGACGAAAAAAUAUUUGAAAAAGAACAAUCUUCGUGACUGGAUUCGUGUGGUAGCCACAUCAAAAGAGGCAUUCGAAUUACGUUAUUUCCAGAUCAACAAUGAAGAUGCUGAUGAAGAAGAAGAAAAUGAAUGAUUAUUAUUAUCGAAUCUAUGUCUUAAUAAAUGAAUUUUUUUUCAUAAA
Dermatophagoides farinae (American house dust mite) is the source of this 460-nucleotide messenger RNA. The record is from RefSeq and is a predicted model, not a curated record. Lineage: Eukaryota; Metazoa; Arthropoda; Arachnida; Sarcoptiformes; Pyroglyphidae.